GCAGAGUAAUAAAAGAGGCCAAACCGGCACAGAGAGAGAGAGAGAGAGAGAGAGAGAUUCACACAUACGAAUUUCUUUUCUUUUAAAAAAUGAAGAUGAAACAGAGUGUUUCCACUGAUAUUCUCUGUUUCUUCAUUCUGUGAACCAAAUUUUGAAUAUAUUCAACCUUUUGUGUUUGUUUCAAUUCAAAGUUGAAGGCUUUGGGUCUGAUCCAUUCCAUUGGGAUCAUCUUCAUCUUCAUCAUCAUCACAUGGCUAAGCCUGGGGUCUUGGACUCUGAUCCGGAGGUGAUGGUGAAGAAGGCCAUAGAGUUGAAGAGAGAACUGCAGAGGCUUGUCAAGUCCAUUGUUGAUGAUGAGGAUUGUAGCGCUGAGACCAUUGAUCAAGCCAUGGAAUCUCUCUGUGUUCUCAAGGAGUUGAAGCUCAAAAAGAGGUCAUCACUGUCUUUGAAGCUUCAUAACAACACUGUCACUUGUUGCCCUGAUGAAUUCAAGUGUCCUCUUUCCAAGGAAUUGAUGAGAGAUCCUGUCAUUGUGGCUUCUUGUCAGACAUAUGAUAGACCUUUCAUUCAAAAAUGGCUGAAUGCUGGAAAUAGGACAUGCCCUCGAACCCAUCAAGUCCUCUCACACACUGUGCUUACACCAAAUCAACUAAUAAAGGAAAUGAUAGAACAAUGGUCUAAGAACCAAGGGAUUGAGUUGUCCAAUACUGUCAACUAUAUUGAUGAGGAAGGUCUAAAAGAAGCUGACAGAGACCAUUUUCUUUGUUUGCUUAAGAAAAUGUCUUCAACACUCUCUGAUCAGAAAGCAGCUGCUAAAGAACUUCGCUUGUUGACAAAGAAGCACCCUUGUUUCCGGGUACUAUUUUGUGAUUCUGCGGAUGCUAUUCCCCAAUUGCUUAAGCCAAUUUGUGGGAGUGAUUCUUUUAGUAGCAUUCACCCUGAUCUCCAAGAAGAUGUGAUCACAACACUUCUCAAUAUCUCUAUCCAUGACAACAACAAGAAACUAGUCGCUGAAACUCCAAUGGUAAUUCCACUCCUUAUGAAAGCAUUGAGAUCUGGAACAAUUGAAACAAGAAGCAAUGCUGCAGCAGCACUUUUCACUUUGUCAGCUCUUGAAUCAAACAAGGAACUUGUUGGUAAAUCCGGUGCCUUAAAGCCAUUAAUUGACCUCUUGGAAGAAGGGAAUCCCUUAGCAAUGAAGGAUGUUGCUUCAGCAAUUUUUAACUUAUGUGUAAUGCAUGAGAACAAGGCAAGAGCGGUUAAGGAUGGCGGGGUGAGGGUGAUUUUGACAAAGAUAAAGAAUCGGAUUCAUGUGGAUGAAUUACUGGCUAUCCUUGCUUUGCUUUCAAGUCACCAGAAGGCUGUUCAUGACAUGGGAGAGCUUGGAGCUGUUCCUAGUUUGCUAAGCAUUAUCAGAGAGAGCUCUUGCGAGCGCAACAAGGAGAAUUGUGUUGCAAUCCUUCAAACUAUUUGCCUGUAUGAUAGAUCAAAGUUGAAGGAAAUAAAAGAAGAGGAGAAUACCCACAGAACAAUCUCUGAGCUAGCACAGAAUGGAACAUCAAGGGCUAAGAGAAAAGCUAGUGGAAUUCUUGAGAGAUUGAACAGGGUUGUUAAUAUCACACACACUGCAUAAUGUGUCUUGUGCACUCUCUCUAGGUACAUUAAAUCGUAUAUUCUGCAUCUGUCUGUCUUCAGACAUUUUUAAGUUUUUCAAAGUUAAAAUCAGUCAGCAAUUCUGUCUCAUCACCAAUUUUGUACAUUCUUUUUUUCUUAACAAAGUCAUCCUCGUGUUCAUCAGU
Abrus precatorius (Indian licorice) is the source of this 1799-nucleotide messenger RNA. Its product is annotated as U-box domain-containing protein 9. Gene Ontology annotation, biological process: protein ubiquitination. Gene Ontology annotation, cellular component: cytoplasm; nucleus. The transcript is spliced from 2 exons. The record is from RefSeq and is a predicted model, not a curated record. Bases 251 to 1633 code for a protein of 460 amino acids. Gene Ontology annotation, molecular function: protein binding; ubiquitin-protein transferase activity. Lineage: Eukaryota; Viridiplantae; Streptophyta; Magnoliopsida; Fabales; Fabaceae.